AUGCUGGAAGUUCACAUCCCGUCUGUGGGGCCCGAGGCCGAGGAGUCCGGACAGAGCCCAGAGAAAGGGCACAUGGUGUUCCGAGUGGAGGUGCUGUGCCGCGGGCGCAGACACACGGUGCUGAGGCGCUACAGCGAGUUCCACGCUCUGCACAAGCGGAUCAAGAAACUAUACAAAGUGCCCGACUUCCCCUCGAAACGUCUGCCCAACUGGAGGACCAGGGGCCUGGAACAGCGCCGACAGGGCUUGGAGGCCUACAUCCAGGGAGUCCUGUACCUGAACCAGGAUGUGCCCAAGGAGCUCCUGGAAUUCCUGAGACUGCGGCACUUCCCCGCGGACCCCAAGGCCAACAGCUGGGGCACCCUGGAGGAGUUCCUGCCCAGCAGCGGCAGCUCCCAGCUACAUCACCGGCCUGUCGUCAGCUUCUGCAUGGAUCCCUACAUUUGGACCCCCUCCCCAGAGCCUCUGCCCAGUGUGGUGGUGAAUGGCGUGCUCCAGGGCUUCUACGGCUUCAGCAUCAGCCCCAGCAAAGCCCAGCCAGUGGCUGCCUGUCACCCCGCUCCUCUGCCACCGGCACCCUGACCAGCCUAGAGGCCUUGAGGCCACCUGUCAGGACAGUUGCGUGCCUUGCUCCAAUGAGCUCCAUGUAAGGGACCAGGGCUGGGCCCUCCCAGGCCUUAACCACCCAGGGCCAACAGCUCAUCUGCACUGGUAGCUGGGGUGGUAGAACUCAGGUGCUCUUGGAACCCAAGGGCCAAGGCAGGAACACAGAGGAUAAGGGAUAAGCGAGGAGUCAACUUAGAAGUCAGCUAUGAAAAGGCAUAAAAGGUAUUUCUUAACCUAGACCAGAAGAAAAAAAAACAAAACCAAGAAGCAAACAGAAGUUGAGGCGCGGUAGCUGGCAAAGUUCAGAAGCAAGGAGCAAAAGCUCCCAUCUGACUUUC
Messenger RNA from Trichechus manatus latirostris (Florida manatee), 944 nucleotides. RefSeq names its product sorting nexin 22 (gene SNX22). The transcript has 7 exons. The record is from RefSeq and is a predicted model, not a curated record. The coding region runs from base 1 to 582 and encodes 193 amino acids. NCBI's taxonomy places the organism in Eukaryota, Metazoa, Chordata, Mammalia, Sirenia, Trichechidae. Gene Ontology annotation, molecular function: phosphatidylinositol phosphate binding.